UCGCACGCGCGGUCACCAGUCUCGAGAAGCGAUCCUUCCGGCCUGGAAUCAUGGCUGUCUGAUGUCUGCAGCCAUACAAGCUCUUGGGAGUGGGGAUUGAGUGACUCUGAAAUUGGAGAGCGAUUGAGUCCGUUCUCCCCGUGCCGCGGAGGUCAUGCUCUCCUCCGCCUUUGGUUUCCCCCACCUCUCUUCUCCAACCUCACCCAGUCAAUUCUCACAUUGUUUGGACUGGGCCCCUCAGAGGCUGGAAUUAGAAUGGAGACUAUUUCCAGAAUAUCCUCGAUGCUGGAAACAGCUCGAGAGCUCACCCUAGAAGCCGCCCAGUCCGCUGCAAGCAAUCGCAGCUCGAAUAUCGACUAUAGCUCGCGUACAUACAGCGUGCCACAUAUCAAGAAGCUUCUGGACAGUCGCCAUGAGCGGGAGGUGCUGGAUGGGAUGCGGAGGGUCAUUUCGUUGAUGUACCGCUCCGAACCUUCUCUUACGUUCUUCUCCGCCGUGGUCAAGAAUGCUGCCAGCGCCAACCUCGAAGUCAAAAAAUUGGUUUACAUUUACCUCGUUCACCAUGCGGAGGCCGAGCCGGACCUGGCGUUGCUAUCCAUCAACGCGAUCCAGAAGUCCCUGACGGACCAGAAUCCUCAAGUACGAACACUGGCUUUGCGAACUAUGUCGGGUAUUCGAGUUCCGGUCAUCAGCCAGAUCGUCUCGUUAGCUAUCAAGCGAGGAUGCGGCGAUAUGAGCCCACAUGUACGGAAGGCAGCAGCGUUAGCUAUUCCCAAAUGCUAUCGUUUGGACCCGAAUACGCUGCCACAGUUGACAGGAUGUAUUUCCACUCUACUUGGAGACCCUCAAUAUUUUGUCGUGGGCCCCGCGGUCUCUGCGUUUUUGGAAGUCUGUCCGGAUCAAAUCGACUUGAUCCACAAGCAUUACCGCAGCCUGGUCAAGAAGCUGGUCGAUAUGGAUGAAUGGGGUCAACUUGCGACCCUGCGUCUCUUGACCGUCUACGCACGAAAAUGUUUCCCCCGCCGGACCCAGAAGAUCAAACAAGCCGUCACCACAAAAUCAUUCUACGAUGAUGAUGAUGAUGAUGCUCAUGACACGAACGACCAGGGUGACGGACCCGAGUACGAAGUCCCGAUCCUUGAUCAGGAUCUCGAGCUUCUUCUACGGGCAUGCAAGCUACUGCUGCAAAAUCGCAAUUCUGCCGUCAUUGUCAGCGUCGUCCGUUGUUUCUUCUAUCUCGGAACGCCCGAAUAUCUCAAUUCGGCCAUCGGCCCCCUGGUGGCACUUCUCAGAAGUCCCCAGGAUAUGCAACUCAUCGCUCUAUAUAACAUUGUGACAGUUGCUCUGAGGGAUCCCAAGCCGUUUACUAAGUAUAUUGCCCGCUUCCUGGUUCAUGCGAAUGAUCCACCGCACAUCUGGCGUUUGAAGCUGGAAAUCUUGACCAUCAUCUUCCCCUACUGCGGAAAGCAUUGGAAGGGUGUCGUUAUUAGUGAACUGGAGCAUUUCUCCAAAGGCACCGACCCUGAACUAGUUCGAGAGAGCGUGCGGGCCAUUGGACGCUGUGCCCAAGGAGAUGCCUCCACUGCAGAUAUGUGUCUGCGUAUUCUUCUCAACCAGAUCUCUAGUUUGGAUGGUAAUCUGGUGUCCGAGUCUCUGACAGUGAUCCGCCACCUGAUUCAGCAAGACCCGUCCACGCAUAAACAGACUGUCAUGAGACUCGUCACGCAUCUUGGCACAACGACCAACCCUGACGCUCGAGCUACUAUUAUCUGGCUGGUGGGAGAAUUUGCAGGUGCGGAUCCAGGACAUAACAUUGCACCCGAUGUGCUCCGUAUCCUGAUCCAGGGAUUCGCCGACGAGACCGAGGUUGUCAAGCAGCAGAUUGUGCUUCUCGGAGCCAAAGUGUAUCUUCACCAUCUUCUUCAAACCUCCCCUCCGGAAUCAUCAGAGCCUGUCUCCUCCAACCCAGAGACUGCAACCAACCUGGGACAGGCAAUCCACAACGAGUGGACAGAGGAACAAAAUGAGGAAAGAAAGGUCUCAGAUGAGCUUCAACAACCCGAGGAUGCCAAGGAAGAAAGCGAAGACCGCAUUACUCUUCUUUGGCGCUACAUCCUACUCCUUGCACGCUACGAUACCUCAUACGACCUCCGCGAUCGCGCCCGUUUGUAUAAGGCGCUUUUGGCCACCCCGUCGUCUACGCAGUUAGCCAACCUGCUACUCCUCGCUCCUAAGCCUGUCCCGCACGCCCCGAGCCCCUCCGAAACACGCAAAGACCUAAUCCUCGGCACCGCCACACUGGUCGUUGGCCAAGAUGCCGGUUACCAUGGCCUUCGAGGUUAUUCUAAUCUUCCCGAUUGGGUAGAGUCAGGCAAAGAGCCCGACUCUAACCUUAGAACCGAAGAUGUCAAGCCAGAGUCGACAACCCUCCAGAGCGCUAUGACUGCCGGCGCGCGACUUGACAAGGCGCUCCGCGAACACGAGAACAUCGCGCCGCCCCGGCGAGAUGGCACCUCAGCGGCAGGAGGGCCAUCUGGCAAGAAGACUUUAGACCAGUGGCUCGAUGAGGAGGAGGAAGAGACCGAAUCUGAAUCUGAGACUGAGGGGGAGACUGACUCAGAGGAGGAAACCGACUCUGAAGAGGACUCUGAGGAUGAGGAUGAUGAGGACUCGGAAGAAGAGGAAACUGAUUCCGAGACCGAAGCGGUGCAUAUGGAGGCUCAGCAGCUGCUUGGUUAG
This is a messenger RNA of Penicillium daleae, 2739 nucleotides long. Its product is annotated as AP-3 complex subunit beta. NCBI's taxonomy places the organism in Eukaryota, Fungi, Ascomycota, Eurotiomycetes, Eurotiales, Aspergillaceae. Gene Ontology annotation, biological process: vesicle-mediated transport; intracellular protein transport. The record is from RefSeq and is a predicted model, not a curated record. The annotation marks the transcript as partial. Gene Ontology annotation, cellular component: AP-3 adaptor complex; membrane coat. The transcript is spliced from 3 exons.